Molecule: messenger RNA, 1440 nt
Organism: Bathycoccus prasinos
Lineage: Eukaryota; Viridiplantae; Chlorophyta; Mamiellophyceae; Mamiellales; Bathycoccaceae
Exons: 1
Coding region: 1-1440 (479 amino acids)
Biological process (GO): regulation of flower development
Molecular function (GO): protein binding
Source: RefSeq, a predicted model, not a curated record
AUGAACAAACGAGAAGAGGAUAAAGCGCAGAGGUCGGAGGAGUCGCGAGAUUCCAAAGAAGGCUCGAUGUCGCCGAUAGACUUGUCCAAAUUUACGGACGAAGAGUACAUCGCACCACCACAUCACAAAGAAGAGGUACACAACGAUCACAUUCAUCAACACGGCGGCGAACAGCCGCAGGCGUCGGAGGACGCGAUGGAUUGGUUGGAUCAGGCGACGAAUACGACGCAUUAUUUCGCCGACCCUUUGGAUACGUUUAUGCAAAAUUUUCAAAACGCCAACGCGGGUGCGGGCGGGAGCUCGGAAGAUGCAGACUACGGAGGCGUGCAAGCGCACGAGACGCACUUUUCUUUAGAUUCGAGGAUAUUUGAGAACGAUUCGCAGCCUGAAACGAGCGGGGUGCACGUGGACGCGUUUAACUUUGAGGCGAGCGGGCCAGCCGGGAGAAGGCAACACAACGCAGAUGUGGUAGCCGCGAAUACGACGAAUAAGCACGGAUCGUUAGCGUCGUCGUCGGCGGUGAGCAGAGGUGGAAGUGGUGGCAGCACGAAGGCGACGACGUCGGCGAAGAAACCGAGUUCGUCAUCGUCCAAGAGUAAAUCGUCGAACAAGAGCAACAACAACAACAACAACAACAACAGCGACAACAGUGACAGGAACAUCAACAAAAAUUACAACUCAUCAUCAGUGCAAAGAAGCACAUCGUUUACGAAACCGAGAAAGACGAGUUCUUUCAAGAAAUCGAAUUUAAGUGGAGUAAAGAAAGCGAGUUCGCACGUCGAUUUGACGAGUGCGUUUACCGACUUGGAGCAAGGCAUGAUGCAUUUGAACUCCAAUCAAAUCCAACCGGGCGUGAUGCGUCGCAUCCCCUCGGAGCUUCGAAUGCAGCAACUCGCGCGAUAUCGCGAAAAGAGAGCGAGACGUAGAUUAGGCCACAAAAAAAUUCGAUACGAGUGCCGCAAGACGCUCGCAGAUAACCGACCGAGGUUCAAAGGUCGGUUUGCUAAGAUUAUACCGACCGUGGCUUCGGAAGGCGACUUGUCGACGAUGUCGGCGCCAGAACCCGGCGAAGGCGUCGCAGCCAUGAACGACGUCUUAGACUCCAUGGAAGCAAAAAGCAAAGGUCCUGGAGAUGAGCUCACUAAAACCGAACAACAGACGAAGAAAGAAAAUGUGAUUAAGAACGCAAACGAAAAAGCAGCGGCGGCGACGAGAAAAACGAGGGCCGAAACCGCGGCCGCCGCGGCGUCGAAGAAAACCAGAGCAAACUCAAACUCUAAAGGUUCCGAGGAAACUAACGAUAGCGAAACCGCCGAGAGCGAUUUGUUUUCUAUUGAGAUACCAAAGAGAACGCGAGCUAUGCGAAGAUUGCAAUCGAACGCGAGAGGUUUGCGAGCUUCGCAAUCCGAAGUUUCUCUCGUCAAACUGGUUGAAUCCUAA